CAGCUUCCAGCGGAGCGGAAGUGGUCGACUCUCUCAUUCAUGUCAACAAUGGCGUCGCAGCAGCAUAUGGUCACUAAUGCACAGAUGGGCGCUCAGCAAGCGGCUGUUUUACAGCAACAACAACAACAACAGCAGCAGCAGCUCAGUCAACAACAAGAUUUCGAUCCCGUUCACAGAUUCAAAAUGCUGAUUCCUCUGCUGAAAGAUAGUUUACAGAACGUCAUGACCAUUGCUUCACUGAAUUUUGGACAGAAUGCAGCUAUUGACAACGGAAGAACAACAGAGAAGGGUAAUGAUGCAGCAGUUCAGCGGUUUGACAAAAGUUUAGAGGAGUUUUAUGCUCUCUGUGAUCAACUGGAGCUCUGCCUGCGUCUGGCCCACGAGUGCCUCUCACAGAGCAUCGACAGCACAAAGCAUUCUCCAAAUCUCGUACCUACAGCCACGAAGCCGGACACAGUGCAAACAGAGUCUCUGUCUUACUCUCAGUAUCUCAGUAUGAUCAAAUCACAGAUCUCAUGUGCUAAAGACAUUCAUAAUGCUCUCUUAGAGUGCUCGAAGAAGAUCGCUGGGAAGGGACAAGGAUCUUGUAAUUAGUUGCUGCCAGCUGGAUUGAGUUUGCUUUUUUAUUUUUAUAUUGCGUAGCUUUGAUGCUGAUUAAAGAAUAUCAUUUUUUGUA
This is a messenger RNA of Carassius carassius (crucian carp), 676 nucleotides long. Its product is annotated as mediator of RNA polymerase II transcription subunit 29-like. Gene Ontology annotation, biological process: regulation of transcription by RNA polymerase II. The transcript has 4 exons. Lineage: Eukaryota; Metazoa; Chordata; Actinopteri; Cypriniformes; Cyprinidae. The record is from RefSeq and is a predicted model, not a curated record. Gene Ontology annotation, cellular component: mediator complex. Gene Ontology annotation, molecular function: transcription coregulator activity; transcription factor binding. The coding region runs from base 40 to 594 and encodes 184 amino acids.